Molecule: messenger RNA, 579 nt
Organism: Opisthorchis viverrini
Lineage: Eukaryota; Metazoa; Platyhelminthes; Trematoda; Opisthorchiida; Opisthorchiidae
Exons: 5
Coding region: 1-579 (192 amino acids)
Source: RefSeq, a predicted model, not a curated record
AUGCUCGCACUUAAGCGCCUUGUGAAAAGUCCCACAUAUCCUAUUUAUAAACGCCUGCAGGAUUCAGAAUCGUAUCUCACAAACGCCCCAGGUAACCAUGCCGAUUGCGAUGCGGGCUUUCCUUUGGAACAAGCAUCAGUGAACAAAAAGCGUUUCUUUAAUCUCGGUAAAGUUGCCUUAUCUGCCAGUCCACCGGAUAACGUUGUUUUCGUAGGUGGUUAUCCGUGCAUUGUGACAGGGGUGGAACAUCCCGAAAAGGCCGACUGCAUAAUUAAGUAUAUUUCAUUUCUUUCCCCCGCUUACAGUCUUGUGAAGUUACAUGAACAAGGCCUAUGGCAGUGUGCAGUCCUCAGUUCUUCAUGGAUUGAGGGCCGUUCGCCUUCAUAUGCAGCCGCCAGCUGGAUCAAUGAAGCUGAAUUGCUAAGUCAUUCGGACUUACGGUGUCGUGUAGACCGCAUUAACUUUUCAGAUGGUUCCAAAAAAGCCCACGAACAUGAGAGAAAGUUCCAGCACACAUCGAACCUGGAGACUUCGGAUGUAACCAUUGAGAUGGGUCGUAACCAUCCUCGUCGAAAGUAA